Xiphophorus hellerii (green swordtail) is the source of this 2578-nucleotide messenger RNA. It is a transcript of the gene slc13a4, whose product is annotated as solute carrier family 13 member 4. The transcript has 16 exons. Gene Ontology annotation, cellular component: plasma membrane. Gene Ontology annotation, biological process: transmembrane transport. The record is from RefSeq and is a predicted model, not a curated record. Lineage: Eukaryota; Metazoa; Chordata; Actinopteri; Cyprinodontiformes; Poeciliidae. Gene Ontology annotation, molecular function: transmembrane transporter activity. Bases 764 to 2578 code for a protein of 604 amino acids.
UCCAGGGCUUCAUAGCGAGUCCUGUCGGCUGGGCCGGAUUUUAGCAGGGGCUUACCGGGGCUGCAGCCCGGGGCCCCGGCAUUUCGGGGGCCCCGAAGGAUGUUUUAUAUUUUUGUGAAUGGAUAGUGUCAGAAAUUAAUCAAUGACUACGAUGAUUUUGCCAGCACCGAUGAAAAAUGUUCCAAUUUGUUCUGGCAAACGUCCAUCUUGAAUGCUUGCUUGUUAUUGGUCCACUUUUGACGCAUCUUACGCAUUGGGGAGGAGGAGCGUCAAGGGAAUAUUAUUUUACAAUGGCGGACAACAGAAAAUAUGACAGCGGAGCGCAGAAAAGAAGGAAGAGAAAAGAAAAAGAGCAUCGCGCCAAACAAAAUGCCUAAACUGACAGGCUUUUUUCAACCUGUUAGCGGAGAUGGAGCAGAAACAUCAUCAUCCCCCGCUACUCGAACCCUUAGCUAUGCUAACACCGGCACUAAGAUCCAGCCAGAACCUUUAACCGUGACUGAGUCGGUGGCUGGACUGGCGUCUGUGGAGUCAGAGUCGGUGGAAGCGGGAUUUUCUUCCGCAGAUGGAAAGGCGACUGUGGAUCCGUCCAGUACCGAUCCGGCGCAUUGGGGGGAAAUUGACGAGUCCGUGCGAGCUUACUGGGCUGAGCGAGGACCGGAGAGCUGUCAAAAUAUGAAUGUUGGCUUUCGAGCAUCAGGACGGGUGGACAAGCAUCAAAAGCGUCACUUCUCCAAAUCUCACUUUAAACGCAAGAUGUUAAAUGGAAGCUUGCUGUGCGUAUGUGUUGAUGGUGACAGCAGUCUACUGGGUGUCGGAGGCCGUCCCCCUGGGGGCCGCUGCCCUGGUCCCGGCAUUCCUCUAUCCUCUCUUUGGCGUUCUCAAGUCCAGCGAGGUAGCGGCAGAGUACUGUAAGGACACCACUCUGCUGCUGAUGGGAGUCAUCUGCCUGGCCGCCUCCAUAGAGAAAUGGAACCUGCACAAACGCAUCGCGCUGCGCAUGGUGAUGAUCGCAGGGGCAAAACCUGGCAUGUUGGUGCUGGGCUUCAUGUGCUGCACGGUCUUCCUGUCAAUGUGGCUCAGCAACACGUCCACCACCGCCAUGGUGAUGCCCAUAGCCGAGGCCGUCCUGCAGCAGCUCAUCUGCACCGGCCUGGCCGACUCCCACCACGACUCGGAGACCGGCGACGCUCCAGAGGAGGACAGCGCUGUUUCAACCAAAGAGGAGAACCUGGACAAGAACCAGCUAGAGCUGCUCUAUCAAAAUGAACAGAACGAACGCUCCAAACAGGAUCUCUGUUCCUUCACUGAGGGUCAGGCGGGUGAGCUGAACGGUUUCGGUCUUCAGCCCGUCUUGAACAAGACUUUUGUUCGACAAACCAACGGACACCUGCCGCAGGUUGCCAUAGAGAUCCCAAACGUGAAGCGAGUGCGAGCCAGGAGAGACUCCCAGUACCCCACGAAGAGGGACCACAUGAUCUGCAAAUGCCUGUCGCUCAGCAUCACCUACGCAGCGACCAUCGGAGGACUGAUCACCAUCACCGGGACGUCCACCAACCUCAUCUUCGCCGAGCAGUUCAACACUCGCUAUCCGGAGGCGAAGGUGAUCAACUUUGGCACCUGGUUCAUCUUCAGCUUCCCCAUAGCCAUCAUCAUGCUGGUCCUCACCUGGCUCUGGCUGCACUUCCUCUUCCUCGGCUGCAACUUCAGAGAGACGUGUUCGCUGAGUAAGAAGCGCAAAACCAGGAGAGAAACGAUGUCUGAGCAGCGGAUCCAGGAGGAGUACGCCAAGCUGGGCCCCAUCAGCUACCCCGAGGUGGUGACGGGGAUUUUCUUCAUCCUGAUGACUUUGCUGUGGUUCACCAGAGAGCCCGGCUUCGUGCCCGGCUGGACGUCGCUCUUUGAGAAGAAGGGCUACAGGACCGAUGCAACCGUGUCUGUCCUCCUGGGCUUCCUGCUCUUCCUCAUCCCCGCCAGACGUCCCUUCUCAUCAUCCUCACCCAGCUGCAGUAACUCGGAAGACAGUUCAGACCCCGACCCUCUCGCCCCCAUGAUCACUUGGAAAGAUUUCCAGAGGCUGAUGCCGUGGGAGAUCGUGAUCCUGGUCGGAGGAGGAUACGCGCUCGCGGCCGGCUGCAAGGUGUCGGGCCUGUCUGUGUGGAUCGGCAGGCAGCUGGAGCCCAUGAGUGGCCUUCCGCCCUGGGCCGUCACCCUGCUGGCCUGCCUCCUGGUGUCGGCGGUCACAGAGUUUGCCUCCAACCCAGCAACUCUUACAGUCUUCCUGCCCAUCCUGUCAGCUCUGUCGGAGACCCUGCUCAUCAACCCCCUCCACACUCUGAUCCCGUCCACCAUGUGUGUGUCAUUUGGGGUCAUGCUUCCAGUGGGGAACCCCCCCAACGCCAUCGUCUUCAGUUACGGCCACGUGAAGAUCAGCGACAUGGUGAAAGCAGGGUUUGGAGUGAACCUGAUCGGCGUGGCGGUGGUUAUGUUAGCCAUCACCACUUGGGGCGUCCCGCUUUUCAACCUGACCGAGUUCCCCACCUGGGCAGUGGCCAGAAACGUCACCGGAGGCUUAUAA